ACUCUGCUCAACUCGGAGAACUGAUCUCAGGUCGACCACUAAAAAGAUACACCGGGUCGCAGAGGGGGAGCUGACGGAUGACCAGGAACAACCAAGGGUAAAGGUUGGUGACUGGGUAAGGAUCAAAGUCCACAAAAGAAAGUGGGCUGAUCCUAGGUGGACUGGACCGUACGAAGUGAAGGAAGUUACUUCACACUCAGUCCAGGUCAAAGGUAAACCAGGCGCACCUUGGCACCACCUGACGCAUUGUACACCAGCACCAGCACCUGACAGAACACUGACAGAAGUCAGAAGCGAUUUGAUCGCAUCUAAUUCGGCUACAAAUUCUGCUAGCUCUGACAACUGAAGGAUGUGGAGACGCCUCCAAUCCUCAGAUGCCAGCGAAGGGCACCCUUGCUCUAGACGACAUAGGGCACCAUGGGAAAGAUUAGGAUGCUCUCUUCCAAUGUUUGUGCUAUUGCUGUUCACCUCGGGUGUGGUAGUAGGAAUAAUGCUUUGGGCUUUCGAACAUACUGUUAACAAAACAGAUAUAACACCAGAGGGCACUAAUUCCACAAUUAACAUCACUGCUUUUACCACAAAUCUUACCACAACCACCAUGGCUAGUCACAACCUACGUAAAAGACACAUUGACGUCAUAAACCAAACUUGUCCAACUGAUCGGGUAGGUAGCACCACCCUGUGUGUACCAGUUAAUGUUACUACCACUGUCACUAUACCCUGGGGAAUUAUUGGGGCUAAAAACUUAUGGCAAUCAAAAUACCACUGGUAUCUUACCAAAGGAAGUAGUCCCCGCGAUGAUUGGAUUUGGAGAAAUUUAGUUGCUGAAACAGGCCCUGAUUGGUCUAGUUAUUCAAAAGGAGACUUAGUGCUGUUAUGGAGAAAUAGAUUGACCCUUACCAAAUCAAAAGUGGAACUGAAACUGGUGAUUAAACCAGGUAACAAGGAGGGAUGCCAAGGUUUCAUUUUGGCACCUUGGAUAGACCACAGAGGGGCACCAUUGUACAUAUACUAUUUUAGAUGGUUGUUGAAUGUCUGUGUGAUGUCAGCCCCUGUCCCUUCUUCUGUUACUAAAAAGGAAGGUCAAGGAGCCCCAUUAGGAUCUGGAAUGUGGGGACCUGUCCGUAUGACUGCCAACACACCGACAUUUGAUGACGCUAUCUUUACUGCCACUGGGGUCUCUGGGUUCUCCAACAACUGGCUCCUGUUAACUGAGGAAGCAGGAUUUUAUGCAUUACAGGUGAACUACAGGUGAAGUCACUCAAUCCAGUCCCAGAGGCUUGGGGACCAUAGAAGACCCCCGGUGACAGCUAGCUGAAAGAGCUACCCAGAUUCAUAUCGCACGGCGGGGGGGUAAGACACUUUUUCACUGUCGGACAAUAAACAGAGUUCGGGAGAAGAACUGGAAUUAACAGAAUUCCGGGGGCCAACUCUCGAAUGAAGUAAACCCUACCUGUCCUAUCACCCCUGUUUUUGUUCAUAGAAGUGAGGAUGUGUCUGGCUCUGGCUAAGUGAUGUGUAUUUUGUUCCAAAAUGAACAUAAGAGAUCCCUAGAUCUGGGUAGACAGGAAGUUAGAGUAGAGAUGACAUGAUAACCGACUGCGGACUGUUCUAGGAUUGGAGAAGAGGGUAUCCUUAUAGCAUAGAGGAUCCCACAAAGGUGGAUAGGUUUUCCAUGAUAUGGGGAAACCUGGGAGCAAUGUUGAACUCUGUAAAGGUGAUGAAAUCCUACUAACCAUAACAAAUAUUAAGCUCUAUGAUGCAGGCACUCACACCCUCGGACUACAAAGGACGAGGACAGACAUGAUGGGUGUGUUUUCUAUUAAGGUACUGCCAAGACCAGAGGUAGCCGGACACACUCCUCUACCACCACUGUGUUAAAAAUACCAUUCAGGUAAUUAAUGUUAGAGACUAUUCGGCUAUUGAUCAAUUAGGAACUGGGACUGGUUUUGAUUAUGGGAGAUUGCCUGAAGCUGAUUGCAGUAGUAACAUAACCAUUAAUUCCACUUGGCCAGUUACAGGCCUAAACCAAACUAGUGGUCUGGCUGAUGUGAGGUGGAUGUGUGGAGCCAAAAAAGAGUGCUGAGACCCAUUCUUAGAGGAGAAUGGCAAGAUACGUGUGGUCUGACCAGUGAUAAUUCCACUGACCAUUGUUGAUGUUGCUGCUGAACAGCUGCUGAGUUCUGUAACCAGGGGACCUGAAAACAUUCCAUCCCAUGGGAGACAUAGAUGUAGUGCUCCAUGGACAGAGGAUGUAGUUGACAUACACACCAACCUGUUGGGAGUGCCAGUGGGGGUUCCUCAUGAGUUUCAGGCCUUGGGUAGGAAUGAUGGACUCUGGCACUUACUACCUACUAUGGGUCCAGCCAUGGUGGAUGCUAGACAGACUGCAUGGAUUAAUUAUAUCUACUAUAAUCAACAGCGUUUUGUGAAUUACUCCCGUGAUGCACUCACUGGUAUGUCUGAACAGCCUGAGGCCACAUUUGGGGUUUCCAGACAGAAUAGACUUGCCUUGGGAUAUGCUUCUUGCCAGUCAGGGGGACGUUUGCAAGAUGUUCGGUAAACAAUGUUGCACGUAUAUUCCUAAUAAUACCAGUCCAGAUGAUAUCUAGGGCGGGCUUGAUGCACUAUCUGAUAAGAUGAGGUCCACAAGGGGGGUGGAGGAGUCUGUUCUCUUGGCCUGGUUUGGUAAAUGCACUGAUAUGAUGGUUACUGGAUUUCUGACCCUAAUUCUUGUAUUAUUUGUUAUUGAUGUGAUGUGCUGCUUGCAUCAUACCGUGUUCUAAGAAAUAUGUUACAGAUAUGGUGAAGGCUUCAGGCAUGUUGCCUUUGCUUGAUGCUCCAGUUGGAGAUGCCGAUACGGAAGCAUGCUUUCAGGAGAGGAUGGGACUGACUGAGGAUGACCCAUGGUAUGCUGAGGGUGAGGUAGUAGAAUACAUUUUACACCACCACAGUUCCUUGUUAUACAUUUUUAUGAUAGGUUUUCUUUCCAGUAUGUUUGUUCUCCCUGUUGUGAAGGUUUAGAGUCCCUGGGUGGCAAGGAGCCCACCUGGUACAGGAUAGGAGUAGCUGAGAGGACCAGA
Messenger RNA from Oncorhynchus keta (chum salmon), 3083 nucleotides. RefSeq lists its product as uncharacterized. Lineage: Eukaryota; Metazoa; Chordata; Actinopteri; Salmoniformes; Salmonidae. The record is from RefSeq and is a predicted model, not a curated record. The transcript is spliced from 2 exons. Bases 350 to 1255 code for a protein of 301 amino acids.